Molecule: messenger RNA, 1288 nt
Organism: Trematomus bernacchii (emerald rockcod)
Lineage: Eukaryota; Metazoa; Chordata; Actinopteri; Perciformes; Nototheniidae
Gene: cunh12orf43
Product: chromosome unknown C12orf43 homolog
Exons: 7
Coding region: 1-837 (278 amino acids)
Biological process (GO): Wnt signaling pathway; Spemann organizer formation; negative regulation of Wnt signaling pathway
Source: RefSeq, a predicted model, not a curated record
AUGAACAUUAUUGCACAGCUUGUGGUUUUGUCCCUACUACAUUACCCAGAAUGCUCAGCUCAAAACACCAGCGGCACGUGUUUGAGCAUGGCGGCCACCGCUAAGAAGAUAGUUGGUGUUUCUGAAGACUCCAGCAGCAGUGACGAUGAAGUGUUGAGAAGAUGUCAGGAGGCCGUUUGGGAAACACGAAGUGACACGAAGAAAGAUGGGGGCAAUGUGCAACAGUCAAAACGAAUUGUUGUCGCUGACCAUGAUCACGAUGGCAACGAGCUCCAGGUCACCCAAGGGUUUCGAACACACGUCGCCAAAAAGUUAGGAAAUCUUCUCGACAGUCGCUUUACAGAGAUGAAGACUGAAACUGAAUCUUGUGCGGAGUCAGCAAAAUGUGAUAAUGAUGAUGAUGAUGAGGGAUUUCUUCUGUUUUCUACAUCAGUCCCGGGACAGGCAGCUGUAGAAGCCCCAGCCCCUGUGAGGCGGCGGCCUAUCUCCAGCUCAAGUGACACUGACAGUGAGAUGGAAAUGAGGCUGAGGGAGGCGGCAGUGUCUAUCAAAGAUCUCUUGCCCUCUUUUUCGCUGCCCUCUACACUCUCCACCCCCUCAUCUGAGCUUCCCUGCUCAGAAAAUAUAAAGGAAAAGAAAAACGGGGUAGAGGAAAAGGAGAACCAUGUUGUUAAGAAGAAGAAGAAAAAGAGGAAACGGAAACAAGCGAAGGGUGAGCAGGUAGACACUGCAGGUUCUCCUGUUAAUGAUGAGCACGGGAACUCUGAGCAGGAACACACGCAGGUCAAAGUGAAGCGGAAAAAGAAAAAGAAGCGACACACAGAGGAAGAAGUAUGAUGUGAAUUUCUUUUGACUUAUCCUUCACUGUUUUGAGAUGUUCGUUAUCCAGUCCCUCACAAGCUUGAAAUAUAUAUCCCAAAACAUUUUGAAUAUGUUUUUGGAAGCUGUGUGUUUAAGAACAUUCAUCAUUUACACAACAGUAAAACUGUAUCUGAACAAAAAAACAUUUUUCAUUAAAAAAUCUUUUCAUACCAAUCCAUGCUUAUUCUUGAAAUAAUCUUUAUUUUACUGAAAGAAGUCUGAAAAAGCAUUUCAAAGCAGUGACAUAAAAAAAAUGCAGGCAACACGCAAUUUACAAGUUACAACUUAAUUUACAAAUUAUGAAAGUCACUAUACACUUCAAUGAAAAUACAUUUCGGUGUUGAUUUUUCUGUUGAUUGUUGUAUCAAAGGUUAAUCUUCUCUAAUGUCAAUCCUUGUUCGUAUUACAGUGGUUUCGGAGAGUCUUU